Molecule: messenger RNA, 1290 nt
Organism: Cyclopterus lumpus (lumpfish)
Lineage: Eukaryota; Metazoa; Chordata; Actinopteri; Perciformes; Cyclopteridae
Gene: casq2
Product: calsequestrin 2
Exons: 11
Coding region: 1-1290 (429 amino acids)
Biological process (GO): regulation of cardiac muscle contraction by regulation of the release of sequestered calcium ion
Cellular component (GO): sarcoplasmic reticulum lumen
Molecular function (GO): calcium ion binding
Source: RefSeq, a predicted model, not a curated record
AUGCUCUCCCUUUGCUUGUUCCUGCUCCCUUGCCUGAGCCUUGUGCCGUUGGCCCCGGCAAUGAAGGGCCUCGAGUUCCCACAUUACGACGGGAAAGACCGCGUUCUAGACAUCAAUGACAAGAAUUACAAGAACGCCUUGAAGAAGCACAGCAUGGUGUGCAUGUUCUACCACGGGCCCAUGUCAGACGGCAAGGAGCUGCAAAAGCAACACAAGAUGACUGAGUUGGUGCUGGAGCUUGUAGCUCAGGUUAUGGAGGAGAAAGAUAUUGGCUUUGGAAUGGUCGACUCCCACAAAGAUGCAAAAGUGGCAAAGAAACUGGGCCUGGAGGAGGAGGGCAGCGUGUAUGUUUUCAAGGCCGAUCGGGUGAUUGAGUUUGACGGCUUGCUCUCUGCAAACACUCUGGUGGAGUUUCUGUUGGACCUGUUGGAGGAGCCGGUGGAGGUGAUAGGCAAUGCUCUGGAGCUGAGAGCCUUCGAUAGGAUGGAGGAAGACAUCCGGGUCAUCGGUUUCUUCAAGAGCGAGGACUCUGAGCACUAUGACGCAUUUAAAGAAGCUGCAGAGCAGUUCCAGCCCUACAUCAAGUUCUUUGCCACAUUUGAGAAAUCUGUGGCCAAGGAGGUGACCCUAAAGUUGAAUGAGGUGGAUUUCUAUGAGCCCUUCAUGGAGGAGCCGGUCACCAUCCCGGGCAAGCCUCACUCGGAAGGGGAUCUGGUCAAAUUCAUAACUGAACACAGACGACCAACUCUGAGAAAGCUGCGUGCAGAAGAUAUGUUUGAGACCUGGGAGGAUGACAUUGAGGGCAUCCACAUUGUGGCUUUUGCAGAGGAGGAAGACCCCGAUGGUUUUGAGUUCUUGGAAAUCUUGAAGGAAGUUGCCAGAGACAACACCCACCUACCUGAUCUCAGCAUCAUCUGGAUCGAUCCCGAUGACUUUCCCCUGCUGAUCCCCUACUGGGAGAAGACCUUCAAGGUGGACCUGUUCCGACCACAGAUCGGAGUUAUCAACGUUACAGAUGCCGACAGCGUGUGGAUGGAGAUGGAGGACGAGGAGGAUCUGCCCAGCGCGCAGGAGCUGGAGGACUGGAUUGAGGAUGUGCUCUCUGGAAAAGUCAACACGGAGGAUGAUGACGACGAUGACAACGAUGAUGAUGACGACGAUGAUGAUGACGACGACGAUGAUGACGACGAUGAUAAUGACGACGAUGAUGAUGACGACGAUGAUGAUGACGACGAUGACGAUGACGAAGAUGACGAGGAUGAUGAUGAUGACGAUGACGAUGACGAGUAA